AUGGCUCCUGAACAACUUUUAAAUACUCUUGACGUUCAAUCAAAAAAUGAAAUGAACCUAGAAGAAGAAGAAUCGGAUGAUGAAGAAUCAUCAAAAUCAUCAACUACAAAACAUGACAAAUCACGAAAAAUAACUCAUAGUGAAAUUGAACGUCGUCGUCGAGAAAAAAUGAAUCGUUAUAUAGAUGAAAUAGCACAAUUACUUCCAAUGGAUGCAGUUAAAAAACUUGAUAAAUUAACUGUUUUACGUGUUGCUGUUGAUACAAUAAAACAUUUAAAAGGUACCACUUCAAAAGUUUCAUCAGGUGGUUUUGAUAAACAAAUAUAUUUAAAUGAUAAUGAAUUACUUGAAUUAAUCUUAGCAACAAUUGAUCAAUUAGGUACAUAUUUUUUUCUUAUAAUUGAAUGUCAACAAGGUCGAAUUUGUUAUGCAUCAUGUUCAACUGAAACAAUACUUGGAUAUAAAUCAAAUGAAUUAUGUUUAAAAUCAAUAUUUGAUGUUAUCUGUCCAGAUGAUAUUGAAAUAGUUAAACAACAAUUAAUGUGUGAAAAAAAGACAUCAUUAAAUACCUAUGAAAAUUCAUCAACUGAUUCGAAAAAUGCUCCUUUAGUAGCAACAAAACAAAAUUGUUUAGAAGUAGGUAAUCGACGUACAUUUUCUUGUCGUAUUAAAUCGAAACCAAAACGAUCAAAUAAAACAACAACAACGACUCAUCAAAUAGAUAAUUAUAGUACAAUAGAUUUUGUUGGUUAUAUAAAACAAUAUUCUUUAACUAAUGAUAAUCAAACUGAAAUAAAAACACGAACUGAUCGUCGACAUUCAAAUAUUAGUAUAUUAACACCAUCCGAUGUUGUAAAUGCCAUUGGAAAUAAUCCGGUUUCAUGUCUAAUAACAAUGGGUAAUUUAUGUAAACGCAUUGAAAAAUCGAAUCAAACUUAUGAAAAUACCAAUACUAUUGAUAGAAUGUUUUUAUGCAAAUUAAAUCUUGAUGGACAAUUUACAUAUUUCGAUCAAAUAUCUUAUUCUCUAUUGGGGUAUUUAUCACAAGAUCUUCUUGGUAUGAAUUUAAAAGAUUUUGUACAUGAAGAUGAUCGACAUAAAAUAAGUGACGUAUGGAGUCGAGUCUGUCGUGACCGUCAGAUGGUAACAAGUGGUGAUUAUCGUUUUCGUACGAUAGAUAAUUCAUAUGUUAUUCUACAAACAAUAUUUGAACCUUUUGUAAAUCCAUGGAAUGAUGAAAUUGAAAUAAUUGUUGCACGAAAUAAAACUAAAAAUUUUAGCAUAAAAUCUGCUCGAACGCAUACGCCUAUUGAAAAUGACAAUCCAUGUACUGAUGAUGUUGAUUCACCAGGGACAUUAGAUUCAAAUGAAUUUAUUCGUCAAUUAUUCCCGUAA
Molecule: messenger RNA, 1395 nt
Organism: Rotaria sordida
Lineage: Eukaryota; Metazoa; Rotifera; Eurotatoria; Philodinida; Philodinidae
Source: the annotation of a GenBank genome assembly